AUGCCAAGGUGCGAACUCUGGCACUGCUCCACGCUCGCCCGAGUUCGGAUGUCCUCUGGGCCUGGUGGCGGCCUCUCCGAGUCCCCUUAUGCUGUAACCUUCAAAACUGCCAAUGGGCACUACAUCACAGCAGAGGAAGACGGAGCCAUGAAGGCUGAGGAGGAGGCCUUUGUGCCCGAGGCCCUCUUCUUGCUCAUGCCAGCAAAAAACGGCAAGUUUGUUCUGAAAGCGCAGAACGACCGGUUCGUGAAAGCAGAGCCGAGUGGUCACCUCUCGGCGGUAACCGUGGCGUGGGAUGACUGGGAGGAGUUUGAUGUUGUGAAGCACGACGGCGGCAAGGUCUCGCUGCGCAGCUUUCAUAACAAGUAUGUGUCAGAAGGGAGCGGUGGAUCUGUAGCCGCCGAUGCGACAUCUGCCACAAUGCUGGAACUCGUGAACCGCAGCCGACACGAUGGAUUCGGUAAUCUGCAGUUUCACAAGACUGUGUCAGAUGAAGUCAGCCACUCAGUGUGCGCUCGCCCCGCCGAAGAAGCCGCGGUCCGAUGCUGCUCCAGUGACGGUUCGGUGGCCAGUGAAGACGAGUAUGGGUGCCACGACAGGAAGAACUAUUCCGAAGCGGAGGCGAUCUGCAAAGCUCAGAGCCUGCAGCUCUGCACAGAAGUACAGGCCAAGAGCUGCCCUGGCUGCAGCACCUGCGGCUUUGAGACCAAGCAGGUUUGGACUUCUACAGCCUGCGAAGGUACGGAAGGGCUCACCCAGCGGCGUUUGAGCCAAAGGAACGACCACGCCGCCGUCGUCAGCAGCUUCUGCGGCUAUCAGCCGGGCAAAGGUGGCCUCCAUGGUGAAGAGGUGAGGUCCACCGUUUUUGUCAAGUUGAUGGAGUGGAACUACAACGACAUUGCCAAGGAGUGUGUGGAAUACCUGGCUCCGAAUGGCUUCGAUGCUGUCCAAGUGGCACCUGUCACUGAACAUGUACUGGGCUACCAGUGGUGGGUAAAAUAUCAGCCCGUCUCCGCUGGCCUAGACACGCGCUCGGGAACAGAAGCGGAAUUCAGGGCGAUGGUGGCCACCUGCCGCUCUGUGGGCGUCCAGGUGAUUGUGGACAUCCUCAUGAACCACAUGGCUUCUCCGUGCAAGGCGGCUCGAAAACUGAAGAAGAAAGCAAACUGGUCCGAGGAAGAAGACAUGCCUUGCGUCGGCUGGGGUGGCAGCCGCUACGGAAACCGACUCCAAAAGGGGGCGCGAGGAUGGGAUGCCGCAAACCCCAAGCAUUUCCAUCACAAGAAGGAGGACACCACCCAGCCUCAAUGCAAGGUGGGGCCGCAGACCGGAUGGCUCUGCCCCGACGAUGACUGCACGCCCUGUGACAUGAGCCAGGCGUCCAGUCCGUGGACUUUGCCGCUCCCUCCUCCACUUCCCAACCUCCAAGAAUGCAUGGCAAUGGACGGAGAGGUGCGACGCCCCAGUCCCAACUGGGACCUUGAGCACUUUGACUUGGAACCCGCUUACGUCCGCUUGGAAGCUGGCCCUGGCGUGAGGGCGUCAGGGCGUGGCAAGUGCCCAGCUCCCUGGCUCUUCGAGAGCCCAAGCAGCGUCCAAACAGUCCCGAAGAAGCCGAGCCCGGCAGGAGCUCCGGGAGCUUCCGUUCCCAGCGACCCAGGGCUCUCAGGGCAGCGGCUGAAGCGAGUCCUCCAUGUCAAGCAGGCUCCGAUUUACAAGUACGGCGAGUGGUGUGCCCAUUGGGCCGAGAAAGGUGGGAGGGCUCCCAGCGACCCCAUGACGCCACGCUCCGACUUAACAAAAUCCGAGUUUGACGUGCAGUACGGGGCUUGGAGGAAGGCCCUGGUGGAAGGGCCUCCGCAAGGGCGGGGUGCCCGAAUCCUUGAGCUCGACCAGCACUUGUAUGCCCUGCCUGACUACGCGACGGAGCUGAAGGAGGUUCGGGAGAUGCAGGCCAAGCAUCUGGAGGAGCUCUUUCACAUUGGCGUGACUGCCCUUCGCGUGGAUGCAGCUAUCUACCAUCAUGUCUAUGAGCUGGCGGACAUGCUUAAUGGUCUCCCCUGGGAUCUCGUCUACCAGGAGUGGUGGGGCGAAUAUCCGCCACAUGACCGUACCGAGUAUGUCGGCCUGUACCGGGAUGUUGCCUACCGUUGGCAUUUGGUGAAUCGGCUGGCGGGCAAGAACGCCACGGAUCUGCCAGAGCUUCUAGAACUCGAUGGUGGCGUCUUCGGCAUCACACAGGACAUGGCCGUCUAUCCCUUCGCCUACCACGACGGGCGCAGCAAGGAUGCCGAUCCCGAAAUCGCUACCUACAAGAACGGCCUGGCCUUCCACCAGCAGCAGAAGUUCUUCCUGUCCUGGCCGUUCGGGGAGAAGGUUUUGAUUUGGGGGGGCUACGGAUGGCGGGAUACGAACCAUGGGCCGCCGGGCUGUGACAAGUCGGAUGGUGACCACUGCACGCCAGAGUCUGUCUACGAUGAGGACGGACACGCCCAGUGCAUGCCGGCCCCAACUGUCUCUCCUCUACCCAAGUCGGCUGCCAGAGAGCGGCGGUGGAUUUGUGAACACCGAUGGCAGGGUGUGGCAGGCAUGAUGCACUUUCGAAAGGCCUGUCGACAACAUGCGGUGUCAGAGAAGUGGGAGGGCGGAAAGACUGAAGGCGUCGGCAUCGGCCGUCUUGCCUUCCGCCUGGGAAGUGACUGCUUCGUCGCACUCACGCGUGGCAGGAUAGAGGACGAGGAUGAGGAUGUGGCUGGGGUUGGUGGGACUUGGGAUUUGACAGGCCUCAAGAUCGCGCUGCCCCAGGGUCGAUAUUGCGACAUGUCCUCGCUCCACACGCAGAAGGGCUGGGACCAAAGCAGUUGCCCCAGGGAGGUGGAGGUGGACGAGGAAGGAGUGAUCCAGCAUGGCUCCGUCACGCAGGGAGAGAUUCUGGCCAUCCACGCCGGAGCUCUUGUGACCAGCCUUUCCAGUUAA
Messenger RNA from Symbiodinium sp. CCMP2592, 2976 nucleotides. The record is from the annotation of a GenBank genome assembly. Lineage: Eukaryota; Dinophyceae; Suessiales; Symbiodiniaceae.